AAUAGACCAGGCAUUUGGAAAGACCUGAAGACCAUGGGCUCAGUGUCUCUCUUUAUAUUCUUCGUCACACUGCUUGUUCUGGGUAGACAGAAUGAAUAUUACUGUAGGUUAGACUUCUUAUGGAAGAACAAGUUCAAAAAAGAGCGGGAGGAGAUAGAAACCAUGGAGAACCUGAACCGCGUGCUGCUGGAGAACGUGCUGCCCGCGCAUGUAGCGGAGCAUUUCCUCGCCCGGAGCCUGAAAAAUGAGGAGUUAUACCACCAGUCCUAUGACUGUGUCUGCGUCAUGUUUGCCUCUAUUCCGGAUUUCAAAGAAUUCUACACAGAAUCAGAUGUGAACAAGGAGGGCUUGGAAUGCCUUCGGCUCCUGAAUGAGAUCAUCGCCGACUUUGAUGAUUUGCUGUCCAAGCCGAAAUUCAGUGGAGUUGAAAAGAUCAAGACCAUUGGCAGCACAUACAUGGCAGCGACGGGUCUGAGCGCUGUGCCCAGCCAGGAGCAUGCCCAGGUACACACGUAUCGACCACACAACAGCACACGGAGCCUCAGCUCCAACCAUAGAUGCUCCCUGGGGCCCAGACGGCCAUGCACUGACUCAUAAGCUGUACUGUGUGUA
Messenger RNA from Leptonychotes weddellii (Weddell seal), 612 nucleotides. NCBI's taxonomy places the organism in Eukaryota, Metazoa, Chordata, Mammalia, Carnivora, Phocidae. The record is from RefSeq and is a predicted model, not a curated record.